AGCAGCACGAGGAGGAGAAGGACCCAUUGUCUAAAGAUUACUGGGUCCAGUCUCGCUGGUGGCUCUGCUCUUUUCCAAGCAGCCCACCACACUGGCAAAUUGAUGUUAGAAACAAAUUUCUCGAAAUUAGUAAAAGGAGAAAGAGCCAUAUAAGAUGAAAAUGGAAGAAAGAAAGGUGAAUUAUUAAGAUUUCGUUGCUCUCUAUUUCAUCAUAUGUGCAUUUUAGUGGAAAAAGGAGGCAUCUUUCGUCAGUUUGGCUCAAUAAGGUGGAUACAUACAUUAAAAGUGGUAUGGUUAUUGGGUUGGGGUCUGGCCUAGCUUCAGAUAUGGCCAUACAGUAUAUAGGUCUGCAACUUGGUGCAGGUGCUCUAAAAGAUAUAGUGGGGAUACCAAUGUCCAUAGCAUGUGCAAGUGAGGCGGCAAAGGCAGGAAUUCCAUUGGGUCACUAUGAGUAUUGUUCUCAAAUUGAUUUUGCAUUUGAUGAUGCUGAUAUUAUAGAAGAAGGAACACUUAUAUCUGUCAUUGGGCGAACAAGAAAUCAGGGAGAGGAGUCCAUAAUCCAAGAGAAGUCUAUACUAAACGGAGCCAAUAAGCUUGUGUUCAUGAUCACAGAAAACCAGUACAAAAGUGGUCCGGAUGGUUCUAUUCCAGUUUUAGUGAAUUCUCUCAACUGGCUGCAAGCUGCUGAAGAGAUUGAUGACCUUUUUUUAGGUGAUGCAGAGGUAUGGAGGAGACCAUCAAUUGGGAUCGCGGGUCCUAAUGGCGGUGACUUCCCACUAGUCACCAAAGAAGGCCAUAAUGUUCUUGAUGUCAUAUUUACAUCUCCAAUACUAAGCCUCAAUGAAGUAUCGAAGAGCCUUGAUGAAGUUGAUGGGGUCAUAGACCAUGGAAUCAUUUCCAAGUUCCCAUGCACAGCAGUAAUUGCUUCAGAAAGUGGGCUGUCUGUUGUUGAUAAUCUGCCAAAGAAUGCUGUAAAGGAACCCUAAUAGCAGGAGCCUGCAUUGCACGCUUACAUGAUCGUUCGGUAUUGUUUCUGCACAUAAGCCUGCAUUGCAUACAGAACACAUUUUUAUAUUUUUGCAUUGCCAUACGAUGGUGUAGUACGCAUAUUACUUGUAUCCAUUCUACUUAUGUAUAUAGCACAUGUAAGGCAGUGCUGGUGGCAGUCCAUGUAGCAUACCAGAUAUGUUUUAUUUGAUGAAAAGGAUGGCACUUGAGUUGGACAAACAUGACCAACCUGAAUUUUAGGCAACUGGGGGAAGUAGUAGUUGAUAA
Molecule: messenger RNA, 1275 nt
Organism: Prunus avium (sweet cherry)
Lineage: Eukaryota; Viridiplantae; Streptophyta; Magnoliopsida; Rosales; Rosaceae
Source: RefSeq, a predicted model, not a curated record